CGGCACCAGGACAAUCAGUUCAAUCAUUAACUUUAAGGUGUACAGUUGAUUUGUGACUUGUGUCUUUGUGCUACAAUGAAGUUCUUAAUCGUUGCUUUUGCCUUUGUUGGCAUCAUUCUCGCCGCCACCCGUGCCCAAGAGUUUGAUUUUGAAACCAGUGAACUUGAACCAUUCCAACAUGUUGCUGAUCAACAAGAGUUAAUGGGAUCUGAAUCGGAGAUGCUCGGAUCCGUUUAUGCUCCACCAGCAUACCCAGCACCAGCACCAGCAUCAUACGCACCUGCACCAGCAUACAGCCCACCAGCACCAGCAUACAGCCCACCAGCACCAGCUUAUCCAGCUCCAGCCCCUGCUUACGCUCCUGCUCCAGCACCAUACGCCGCUAACCAUGCAUACGCUCCAGCCCCUGCCUACGCUCCAGCUCCAGCUUACGCUCCAGCACCUGCCCCGUAUGCUCCGAAACCAGCCUACGCCGCUCCAGCCCCUGCUUACGCUCCUGCUCCAGCACCAUACGCCGCUAACCAUGCAUACGCUCCAGCCCCUGCCUACUCUCCAGCUCCAGCUUACGCUCCUGCCCCAGCACCAUACGCCGCUAAGCCUGCAUACGCUGCACCAGCUUAUAGUCCACCUGCACCAGCUUAUGCUCCUGCACCUUAUGCUCCAAAACCAGCCUACGCCGCUCCAGCCCCUGCUUACGCUUCUGCUCCAGCACCAUACGCCGCUAAGCCUGCAUACGCUCCAGCCCCUGUCUACGCUUCACCAAAAGCCUACGCCGCACCAGAAUAUCCCGCUCCAGCUUAUGCACCAAAAUGCAAGUGA
Sitodiplosis mosellana (orange wheat blossom midge) is the source of this 819-nucleotide messenger RNA. RefSeq lists its product as uncharacterized. The record is from RefSeq and is a predicted model, not a curated record. The transcript has 14 exons. Lineage: Eukaryota; Metazoa; Arthropoda; Insecta; Diptera; Cecidomyiidae. Bases 76 to 819 code for a protein of 247 amino acids.